UCUCAGUUAUCGAAAACCGAUAGCCCGAUGACUGCAGCAGGCCAGGUGAAAUCAGAAGAUAUUUAAUAAACUGAAUUGAGCCGGCUCUGCGUGGGAACGUGCGUGUGGAAUAGUCCCCAGGAGAAUCGGGAAGUGGUAAAUCUUGAGCCGCUGCUGCCAAUAGAAGAGCACCCUCUGCGAGGACCAGCCCGGCACGUUGCAUAUUGGUUAAUUCCUGUAGAGUAUUGGCCAAUACAGGUUCAAUUAUGGCAACAGUGGUCUUUCUGUCGCGCCAGCGAUUGCUUGCCUGCUCCUUGCGGCUGUUCGGUGGCGCCCACUCAAGGUGCCUGUCGACGAUGUCCGAGACUAGUCCAACAAGUCUGGCUAGUGAUUCCUGGCCUCUCGCGAAUCGCCGUAACCUGCUCCUGCCCACCGUCAACAUCCGCUUCAACCACAAGUCGGCGAACCCGGCGGCGGCUGCACCAGCGCCCGCCAUUAACAACUCGUCAGCCGGCGGCAAGGAUUUGAAGGCCACCAACAGCACCACCUCCAGCGAACUCUUUGGCGAGGCGGCAAACAUGGGUUUGUUCGCCAAGUUCAAGCACAUGUACAAACAGUACUGGUACGUGCUCAUCCCGGUGCACGUGCUCACGUCAGUGGGCUGGUUUGGAGGCUUCUACUACCUGUCAAAGAGUGGCGUCGAUGUGCCCGCUUUGCUGCAGUACAUCCACUUGAGCGAGAACAUCAUUGAGAAGGUGCAGGGCUCGGAUAUGGGGCACUACGCCAUCGCCUAUCUGUGCUAUAAAGUGGCCACGCCCCUGCGCUACGCCCUUACUUUGGGGUGUACAACCGUAUCCAUUAAGUACCUGGUGCAACACGGCUACAUUAAGCCCAUGCCCACAAAAAGCGAGCUAAUAAAGAUGUACGAGGACAAGAAGGCCACCCGGGCAAGCGCUAAGGCGGACAAGGCAGAGAAGGACGAGAGAGAAUGAUCCACGGCCACGGGCAAACACAUUCCGACUUCAGUGGUGUCGUUGCCUUUGCCACAGUCACUAGAUCCUAAACCGCCGCCGCCGCUGCUGCCACUGUCAAUGCCCCAAGGGAUCGGCGACCAGCAGCGACCGGACGCCGGCGAGCGGCGAGCAGUUGACCUGUUGUCUUUUUUGUUAAACUGCCGCCGUUCUUGCUGGCACUGGUGCUCAAACGAACAUAACUCUUGUCCGGAAUCACAGUCGAUCGCAGAAGCCGCAGCCACCGCACUGAGUUGCCGAUGCACACACGCCCACUAACCACAGUUAAAUAGCCUUUCUGCUGCAGUUACGAAACGGCGGGACGUCCCCAAUGGGAAACCAAAUCUUAUUUCACAAAGAAACCCAAAACAGAGCCGCUGAACGUGGAGUUCAGUAGUCGUUAUUUAUAGAUAUAUUUUGUAAAUGUGAGAAUGUUGUCGCAAACAAAAACCUAACUUUUAAAUUAAAGUAUAAAUAAAAAGAAGCAGAGCCUCUAGUUCUGGGUGUGACCCUAAUCGCACGAAAUGAAGUUUAAAUUGUUGACAUAUACUCUGUAUAAUGAAAUGUUAGUUUUAUUAAUUUAGUUUUGUUAGGAUGCCCAAUUCUAUUUCCGAAGGAUGGAAUCAUAUGAAUGAUGUUACUACGACACACAAUAUAUGCCUGAUAAGUAAAAUCAUUUAAAAAAAUAUUUGGAAAUGUACAAAAACAGAAAUAUUAAAAUACUUUAGUUGUUAUUAAGUUGUGUUAUUGCACUUGACUGCAGCCC
Drosophila melanogaster (fruit fly) is the source of this 1755-nucleotide messenger RNA. RefSeq lists its product as uncharacterized. The transcript is spliced from 4 exons. NCBI's taxonomy places the organism in Eukaryota, Metazoa, Arthropoda, Insecta, Diptera, Drosophilidae. The record is from RefSeq and is marked reviewed. Gene Ontology annotation, cellular component: membrane. The coding region runs from base 246 to 971 and encodes 241 amino acids.